UCAUUGGCACCCGCUAGAUGUCGCUAGUGUCGCUCGUUUUGAGCGCGUGCAAAUCUGUACGCAUAGUAAACGCAUUUUCUUGAAAGGCCCGGCUUUUCUGAAAUUCCCUUUUGAAACAGCUUUAUAACUGUGAGUGUUGGGUUAAGCCGAAUACCGAUCGACAACAUCCAAAGUAUCUGCCCAAUUUACAGACAGCAAACGACUCAGUUGACUGUCAAGAAUGGACGCCGAUCUCUACGACGAAUUCGGCAAUUACAUUGGACCCGAACUCGAGUCAGAUGAAGACGAAAAUGAGGAAGGAGACGAGGCUGAUCACGAUGACGAAGCCGAAGACUAUGGUGACAAUGAUUCCGAAGAGGCCAUGGAUCAAACGGUGGUUGAUGGCGACGCACAGAUGGCCAUUGUUUUGCAUGAAGACAAAAAAUACUAUCCAUCAGCGUUGGAGGUUUACGGACCUGGUGUGGAGACACUGGUGCAGGAAGAAGAUGCUCAGCCCUUGACUGAACCCAUCAUCGCACCUGUCAAACGAAGGAAGUUUCAGGUUGCUGAGCAAGAACUCCCUGAAACCACGUAUAACAUGGAGUUUUUGGCUGAUCUCAUGGACUCUGCAGAACUUAUUCGUUCAGUGGCCCUUGUUGGUCAUUUGCACCAUGGCAAGACUUCCUUCAUGGAUUGUCUGCUCAUGCAAACACACCCAGAUCUCCAGACGGGAAAACCUGGCAGUGGAGAGGAGAAGCCUGUCAGAUACACAGACACACUCUUUACUGAACAAGAGAGAGGUGUUUCCAUCAAAGCGACGCCCAUUACCGUGGUCAUGCCCGACCUGAACGAAAAAUCCUUCCUCCUCAACAUGUUCGACACACCUGGUCACGUCAACUUCUCAGAUGAAGUCACGGCUGCCCUGAGACUUUGCGAUGGUAUCGUCCUCUUUGUCGACGCUGUCGAGGGUGUCAUGCUCAACACGGAACGAAUCUUGAAGCACGCCGUCCAGGAGAAAAUGGCCAUCACAGUUUGCAUCAACAAAAUCGAUCGACUCAUUUUGGAGCUCAAGCUGCCACCUCAGGACGCAUAUUACAAGUUGCGCUACAUCAUUGAAGAGAUCAACGGUCUUUUGGGCCUGUACAGCGACGAAGAGAAUCCAAAAUUCGUGUCGCCCUUGUUGGGCAACGUCUGCUUUGCUUCUGCCCAGUUCUCCGUUUGCUUCACCCUUAAAUCCUUCGCCAAACUUUACAGUGACACAUACGGAUCCGAUAUCAACGACAACGAGUUAGCACGUCGUCUGUGGGGUGACAUUUACUUCAACAGCAAGACGAGAAAGUUCACCAAAAAGCCGCCACAUAGCUCGGCUCAGCGAAGUUUCAUCGAGUUCAUUUUAGAGCCGUUGUACAAAAUCUUUGCCCAGGUUGUGGGAGAUUUGGAUUCGAGUCUACCGCAGUUGCUGGACGAACUUGGCAUUCGCCUGACUGUCGAGGAACAGCGGUUAAACACUCGCCCCUUGUUGAGACUGGUCUGCAGUCGCUACCUGGGCACUUUCAGCGGUUUCGUGGAAAUGUGCGUCAAACACGUCCCGUCGCCCGUAACGGCUGCUCGCACCAAAGUGGAACACAUUUACACAGGUCCCCUGGAGUCCAUCCUGGGCGAAGACAUGGUCAACUGUGAUCCCAACGGCCAACUGGUUGUCCAUACUACCAAACAGUAUCCCACAGAGGACUGCACUGGAUUCUAUGUCCUGGGUCGUGUCCUGAGUGGGACCCUUCACGCUCACCAGAACGUCCGACUCCUGGGUGAAAACUAUUCGCUCAAUGACGAAGAAGAUUCACGUGUGUUGACGAUCGGUCGACUUUGGAUAUACGAGGCCCGUUACAAGAUCGAAGUCAAUAGAGUAACGGCAGGCAGUUGGGUCUUGAUCGAAGGGAUCGAUGCCUCAGUGGUCAAGACGUCGACCAUCGUCCAGGUUCACGUCGACGAGGACUUGUACAUUUGCCGACCCUUGAAAUUCAACACGCAAUCCAUCAUCAAAAUUGCCGUUGAGCCGGUGAAUCCCAGCGAAUUGCCCAAGAUGUUGGACGGUCUGCGUAAGGUUAACAAAUCUUACCCGUUGCUCUCGACGCGAGUGGAGGAGUCGGGCGAGCACGUUAUUCUUGGAACAGGCGAACUUUACCUGGACUGUGUCAUGCACGAUCUCAGGAAAAUGUACUCGGAAAUCGACAUUAAAGUUGCUGAUCCUGUGGUGUCUUUUUGCGAAACGGUCGUGGAAACGUCCUCACUGAAAUGUUUUGCCGAAACUCCAAACAAAAAGAAUAAAAUCACAAUGAUUGCGGAACCCCUGGAGAAAGGUUUGGCCGAAGAUAUUGAAAAUGGGGUCGUCCAAAUCAAUUGGAACAAGAAAAAAUUGAGCGAGUUUUUCCAGAGCAAAUACGAUUGGGAUUUGUUGGCUGCCCGAUCCAUUUGGGCAUUUGGCCCCGAUUCCACGGGACCCAACAUCCUCGUUGACGACACACUGCCGUCUGAAGUCAAUAAGAGUUUGCUCAACACGGUCAAAGAUUCCAUCGUUCAAGGAUUCCAGUGGGGCACACGAGAAGGUCCCUUGUGCGAAGAACCCAUCAGGAACGCAAAGUUCAAGAUUCUAGACGCCGUCAUUGCCGACGAACCCGUUCACCGAGGAGGAGGUCAAAUCAUCCCAACGUCGCGACGUGUCGCCUAUUCAGCUUUCCUGAUGGCCACGCCUCGAUUAAUGGAACCCUAUCUCUUUGUGGAAGUCCAAGCACCGGCUGACUGCGUCUCUGCUGUUUACAGCGUUUUGGCCAGGAGAAGAGGUCACGUCACUCAAGACGCCCCCGUUCCCGGCUCACCUCUCUACAUCAUCAAGGCUUUCAUACCUGCGAUUGAUUCCUUUGGCUUCGAGACAGAUUUACGAACCCACACCCAAGGACAGGCUUUCUGUCUGUCCGUCUUUCAUCACUGGCAGAUCGUUCCCGGCGAUCCGCUGGACAAGAGCAUCAUCUUGAGACCGUUGGAGCCCCAACCGGCGACGCAUUUGGCUCGUGAGUUUAUGGUGAAAACGAGGCGCCGUAAGGGUCUCAGUGAGGACGUGUCGAUCAACAAAUUCUUCGACGAUCCCAUGUUGCUCGAAUUGGCCAGACAAGACGUGACGUUGACUUAUCCGUUUUAAAGGAGAAAAGACGUUGAGACGGUGAAUGAAAGUGCAACACACUGGUACGCAAUUAAGAAUAGGCCUAAUUGAUGAAGGUGGGGUGGCCCCAGGUGUUGUAGUGCUCUCCCUUUUAAUUUUGAAUAAAAACAAGUCCUCGAUUA
Daphnia pulex (common water flea) is the source of this 3315-nucleotide messenger RNA. Its product is annotated as 116 kDa U5 small nuclear ribonucleoprotein component-like. Gene Ontology annotation, biological process: mRNA splicing, via spliceosome. NCBI's taxonomy places the organism in Eukaryota, Metazoa, Arthropoda, Branchiopoda, Diplostraca, Daphniidae. The transcript is spliced from 11 exons. The coding region runs from base 221 to 3172 and encodes 983 amino acids. Gene Ontology annotation, cellular component: cytosol; U4/U6 x U5 tri-snRNP complex; U2-type catalytic step 2 spliceosome. The record is from RefSeq and is a predicted model, not a curated record. Gene Ontology annotation, molecular function: GTP binding; GTPase activity; U5 snRNA binding.